AUGGCCGACUAUGACUACUUGAUCAAAUUCCUCGCGUUGGGCGACUCGGGAGUCGGGAAGACCUCAUUUCUGGUCAGUUCUCCAUCUUCUUCCCUUGAAAUUUUACUUUAUAUCAUCUAUUUCAUGGAUAAUAUGAAUCCGAACAUCUUUGAUCGUAUAAAAUGUCCGUUUCAGCAUCGUUACACCGACAACACCUUUACGGGUCAGUUCAUAUCGACGGUGGGGAUUGACUUCAAGGAGAAGAAGGUUGUUUACAAAAGUGCCCGAGGCGGUUUCGGCGGCCGCGGACAGAGGGUGCUAUUACAAUUAUGGGAUACGGCCGGACAGGAGCGGUGAGUGCAGGGCGUUUGAUGGGAUUCGAGGUUUAGAUUCCGCUCCCUGACCACCGCCUUCUUCCGCGAUGCCAUGGGAUUCAUCUUGAUAUUCGACAUCACCAAUGAGCAAUCCUUUUUGAAUAUCCGGGAUUGGCUUUCUCAGCUAAAAGUAAGUAGCCACUUACUUUACUAGUAGGGACGAUCAAAAACACUGUAAUUUACCAUUAAAUUACCUACUAUGCAAAAUAUUUUGGCAAUUUUGUAAUCGAUUUGACCUCAAAUCCUUAAUCUUUUUGAUAAAUCUGAUGGAUAAUAUAAGAGACAAUAACCAUGAGGAGGAUGUUCGCAGAGGGCCGGGUGGCUUUUAUCGCCCUAUUCUUGCAUUUUUUAUGAAUUUUGGUCUCGAAACCAUUACUUUUUUUGGCUGAAUUAUUACUUUUUAUGCAUGGAAUUAUUUAUGAUGGUAAAAGAAUGCAUGGGAAGAGAGAGAGACUAGGCCAUAAAUCCGCGGGAAUAUAACCCGGAGAGCAGUUUUAUCACCUCGCACUUCCGGAAAUAUCCUGUUUACAGCUUCAAUACCAAUUUUUUUGUCCUACUACAAUACAAAUUGUUCAGAUCCAUGCCUAUUGCGAGACCCCUGACAUAAUCCUCUGUGGGAAUAAAGCGGAUCUUGAGAAUCGCCGCCAAGUCUCGACCGCUCGCGCCAAACAGCUCGCCGAUCAGCUGGGCCUUCCCUACUUCGAAGCCUCGGCCUGCACUUCAAUGAACGUGGAGAAGGCGGUCGACUGUCUGCUGGACAUGGUCAUGCAGAGGAUCCAGAUGUCUGUUGAUGGAGAUAAUCUGCCCACCGAGUAUCUGGGCUCCGGGAAUCGGAUUCAGGUUGAGGAAGAGGGAACCCAGGGGGGAAUCGGUCAGAACUACUGCAACAACUGCUAA
Bursaphelenchus xylophilus (pine wood nematode) is the source of this 1250-nucleotide messenger RNA. NCBI's taxonomy places the organism in Eukaryota, Metazoa, Nematoda, Chromadorea, Rhabditida, Aphelenchoididae. The record is from the annotation of a GenBank genome assembly.